Messenger RNA from Chanos chanos (milkfish), 1074 nucleotides. It is a transcript of the gene nudt22, whose product is annotated as nudix (nucleoside diphosphate linked moiety X)-type motif 22. Lineage: Eukaryota; Metazoa; Chordata; Actinopteri; Gonorynchiformes; Chanidae. Gene Ontology annotation, molecular function: GDP-mannose hydrolase activity. The coding region runs from base 1 to 1074 and encodes 357 amino acids. The transcript has 7 exons. The record is from RefSeq and is a predicted model, not a curated record.
AUGGAUCCAGAGGUAUCACUGAUGCUUCACUGUGCUCCACUGAGGGGUCUCAGGGAACAUCAAGUACAAGUGACAGUAGCAACCAGGUUUAACCGCCAAAAUGUUCCUGAGAUUGAGAAACAUAUUCAGGCUGUGUGGGAUGAGAGGGUGACCAAGGAACCCUGGCUGUUCAAUGGUGCUAAAUUCAGACUGCACUCAGCAACCCUCACUAUACCCCAUACUUCUUCAAAGUGCCUGCAGGGUGCAGGUGACACAUCAGGGGAAAACUGUGACAGUCAUUUUAAAACAGUCAAGGACAUGGAAGUAGAAGCAGAAGAAAGUUCUAUGUGUCUGUCAAGUGUGGCUUGUCAAAAGACAGAGCACGGGAUGCAUCGGAAUGAAACACCUGGACCUGGCUCGUCAGAAUUUUUGCAUUUAGAGUUAGGCUUAACCUUUUACAAAGAUUUCAUUGGCACAAACUGGUCUAAAGGGGCGGAGGAGUUGAGGUGUCGUGGUAGGAAUGAGUUUGGGGAUUCACAGGCACUACUGGCCCAGCCUCUAGGGGUGGGAGCUGUUAUGGCAACCUCCGACGGACGGGUGGUUCUACUCAGGAGGAGCCAGAGAGUGGCAGAGGCACGAGGACUCCUUGACAUACCUGGAGGACAUCCAGAACCAAAGGCUGUGUGUAAGGGUGUCAAUGAAGAGACAAUCACUGUUGAGAUGCUGCUGGGCAGAGAAAGAGCCAUCGUCACGGAGAUCUUUUCUUCUGUGUGUGCUGAGAUCAGAGACGAGGUGAAUGUUCCUCUUGAAUAUCUGAGUGAGCCAGUUCUGAUGGGAAUAGCACUGAAUCACACCAGUGCGGGUCGACCUAGUGCUGAAUUUUUCAUCAGGUGUUCUUUGACUGCUGAGAAGGUGAAAGACUUCUACUGCCGUGGCGGACCAGAGGCACAUGAGUCCACCGAUAUUGUGUUUCUGACACGAAACGAGAUACUGCAGCUGGGAUUGAGCACCCCUUUGUGGUCAGAGUUGUGCCCUUCAGCCAAAGGAGCAGUGAUGCUGUAUCGCCAAGUAAUACCUGAUGAAGGGGACAUAUGA